Molecule: messenger RNA, 634 nt
Organism: Cimex lectularius (bed bug)
Lineage: Eukaryota; Metazoa; Arthropoda; Insecta; Hemiptera; Cimicidae
Exons: 5
Coding region: 406-621 (71 amino acids)
Source: RefSeq, a predicted model, not a curated record
AAACGUUUCUCAGGGCUUUAAAAAAGAAAAAAAAAUUGAAUAGGCCUUAUGUGAAAAUGUUUGACAAUUGGAUUUAGAAACCCAACAUGGGAAAGGCCAAGGAUUGGACCGCUUGAUGUGGACAAGAAACUUGAGUGUGUCACAGAACUUCCAGAGUAGAAAGCCGCUUAGCCUAGAGACAAUGUCGAAAUUCAUUUUGCAAUCGGUCCCGAAGUCGGAUUAGAAACUUGGUGAGGAAGAAGCGUCCGGUAGUGGGAGGCAGGAACGCGUGGUGGGAGCCGGGAGUGAACGUUAAACUCUCACUUUCCUCCUCGAGUGAAAGUAGUGGCUUUCCCUUUAGGAGAAGAGAGAAAGAUUGUUAUUGACGAAGUUUCGGUUGCAAACGGAGUACGUCUUCGCACCGAAAUGCGGGCCCUCGCAGUCCUCACAGUCUUGACGCUGAUGGUUGCCAUGGUGCGUGCGACUUUACAGCCGAAAGCUCCAAACUUUCAGUAUUUCGAAAGACCGAGAUACAGAUAUCCGUACUACGAUGAGAAUGGAAAAGGAAAGCUGCUUUAUGGAUAUGGAGGGGAUCAGUUGUUCGAAUACACAAAAUAUUCACCCCUUGAAGGUGUCCAUUAAUGUAAAAAAAAAA